AUGUGCACGAAUGCGCCCGCGCAGAUUGUUGACAGCUUGAUGGAGGCAUUCCCUGAUGCAGUUACAGGUGCACUGAGCACCGGAGACGGAUCCGAAAAGAGUUGGCAAGGAAAUGUGCUGCACAUCCUCCUCUCCAGCCCGCAGGUCUUUGGUGCUGCACUUGUGAAGCAAGUGCUCAAGCAGUCUUUGCUGCUGGACUCGUCAGUCAUCAGCCAAGCAGACACUUUUGGCCUCACCGCAACGUCUCUGCUCUUCCUGAGUGCACCAAGCAUUUUACCAGAUGUCUCCUCAUCAGAGGGCCAGGGCUUGCUGUCUGCUGUUGCCGACGCGGACCCUGAAGGAUGUGCACAGCUAUGGCGUCAGCUUGGGCUCGUGACCAAGGCGAGUAAGGGCCAAUUCGGGCACUUCGAGCAGAAGACAUCGCUGAAGGCAGUAAUUGAUGUGGUUGUGGCCGCAGACAGCUUGUUCACACAGAUGCAGGAAGGCCCAUGGACCAAAGCUACCGCGCAAGAUGUGGAGCAGAAUGCCUCAUGCGCAAAGGUGCUGGUGAAUGGCGAGUUCCUGCUUUGGUGGGCUUUGUUCUACGCCUGCCCAGCUGACAUCGUUAUGUGUUUGCUCAAGCACAAUCCCGAAGCAGCUUCGCUGCCAAGGCCCUGCAGUGCUGAGCCACUGUUCCUGGCUUUGGCUUCUGGCCACAGCCUCGUAGUCUUUGAUGCUCUGCUAGCCCUCGUUCAGCCGCAGCAAGCCCUGAGAGCAAGCUUGGACCGCUCCUUGCAGCUCUUAGCACAACUGGGACACACUGGCGUAGCACAACAAUUGGGACACGCAGCCAUUUUGUUGCAACCGUUGGCGGGGAAAACCCGCGGAGCAACCGCCUCUCAGGCAGGUCAUUUGGCAGAUGCUGGCCUCCUGCAUGUUUGCCUCCGAAUUGGCACACCCGAGGCACUUCUGGAACGGCUGGUAGAGAUGAGGCCGGAUCUAGUUACGUCCACCACGUUGCUGGAAGUGCUAGAGAGGCCCUUUGGCUCCGUGAAGUCCGUGAAGCUGUGGCGACGAUUGGCGGAGCUGGAACCUUCAGGAAAGCUUGUCGCCCUGAGGGCUCUUCAGCGAACUCUUGGAACCCCGUUGGCGGAGCACGCAGCCCAAGCACCCCAGCCCCAUCACGCCUGUGAUGCUUGGGAGGCCACCGAUCCUUGGCAAACAUCUCCUGUCCCUGGGAUGCAAGUGGUCACUCCUUUGUUCCGUUGCGCUGGGCACACAGGCGAGUCAAGCCCAGUCUCGCAAGAAGCACGGUCAGCAUUUCUGGCAGAGUUCGGCUGGACCACGAGUUACGAGCAGGAGUCGCAAAUGGAGAUGCUGGCAUCCUUGGAGGAGGAGCUGGACCGGGGACCCUCCGCACGGCCUGCGCAGGUGCGGCGCUUGCUCCAGAAGCUCGCCGGCGCUGCGCAGCAGCCCAUUGCAGCCAAGCGGAGUCCUGGCAGCGGAGGCCAGGGAGGCAUGGGAAGCAAUGGCAAGGGGGGCAAGGGCCAGUCACAGAGUCCCGUUUAUGCUGCCCAGAUGGCCGCUCUCCUCAGCUGCCCUGCAGCAGUCACGAGAAUUCUCUUCGCCCAGUGGCCUGAUGUCGCGAGGUGCCCGAUACCAGCAGAACACUUCCCUCGCAGGCUCGACAGAAGCCACUUGGGCCACCUCGUUCCGACAUACUUGAGCCAUAUCCUCAUUUACGAUGUGAAACGCUCAUUGCAAACAAGUCGGCACGGACUGGGGACAGAGGUGGACAAGGAGCUUGUGCUUGCUGCCGAGGAGGUUGUAAUGUUUGCUCCCGACUUAGUUGAAGCCUCUGCUUGUGCUGAACUUUUGGAGUGCUGCAACUCGGACGAGACGUGGUUGGCAAUGAAGCAGUUUUGGCUUGGAAUGUGGCAUAUUGUGGAAGCUACGGAAACUGUUUCGGAGUCUUGCUUCAAGGCCCUUGACACCACCGGGCUACGCAACAAACUGCAGCUUUUCCGAGAUGCGCUGCCUAGUAUCUGUCGCAAGAAUCCUGGGUGGCUUGUGGAAGGCGCCAAGCCCCGAGCCUGGCUUUGCCGGUUGCUGGCCGAAGCACGCAGACACAAACAGGAAGCUUUGCUCCCCAAACGGGAUUGGGUCCGCGAGCGUCUGCUGCACAUGGCGCGCAACAAUGCAGGCAACCCCUUCUCUCGCCUGCCUGCCCAGGCCAUUGUCCGGGUCGCUUCCUGCCUGGGAACUCCUUCUCUUCUUGCCGUCGUGGUCUCUGCACUGUCCGCAUCACGCUGCUGGUCCGCUAGCGAGGUUUCUGUGAACCAUGCGAUGCCGCAACUCUAUGUGCCCGACGUGUACGGCUACGUCGGCAAUGGAUUUGGACGCCUGAGCACGGCUGACUGUGCCACCCAAGUCCUUCAAGUCUGCCUGGGUGAGGCCGCAGAGGCGUUUGAUCCCUGGGCUGUGCGUGAGGUCAUGUGUGUCAGCCCAGACAGCGCAAGGAAGAUCCUACAGGUGUCGUCAGGGGUGUCACCAAGUAGUGGAGCUGUGAGAAUGCUGCCGUUGUCAGCUAUACUGAUCAACACCGAAAUUCAUGCAUUCCAAUUGGCAGAAUGGGUCUUGAGCCUUUUUCCAGAGGCGGCCUGUGCGGAGGACGGCUUGGGCCGCCUUCCGCUGGAGUUGCUGGCCCUACACCGGAACCUUGCCAUUGACAGUCGCCGAAGCUGGCAAAGCUUGCUUGAGAAGUUGCUACCUCUGACGCCUCCUUCACCUGCGCCGGUGGAGGUGGCCAAGAACCCUGGCAGCUGGCACCAAGUUUCAUGCAGGUCCGGGCGAAAGGCCUGGCUUCUCCAGCGCUGCCUCCUCUCGGCAGAAUUUGUGCAUCAGCUCGGGCAAGCACGAGCCGCGCCUACCGUUGACAGCGCAGAACCGCAAGCGUCCGGAGAGUUUUGCUUGGUUGUGCACCAGGAAUACCAGGAGCAUGAUGGCAGGCCGAGGGAUGAUGCGGUGCUUGGUUGCCGUGCCUCCUUGAUUCCCAUCUGCGACGUGGAUGUGAAUCUUACUAUGCAGCAUGCCACUUCCAAGCUACCCUUGAAACAACCUUCAACCUUGGUUUGCUGUGUGAGUUGUCGAAUGAUUCCUGUGGAGAUUCUACGCGCUUUGCUUCAUCGGAGAAGGGGCGAGCUAGAUGUGGAGGUUCUCACAGCCCUUCUCCUAAAGAGGGCCUCUCCGAGAAGAUCUCGGCGGAUCUGGGGUGCUGCCGCGGGGAGCAAGCAUUGCCCUUGGUCCUGGCAAUCUACCGGAAAAGCCCCAGGGAAGUCACCACAGCUCUCUUGGAGGCGAACCCCUGCUGCAAGCUGA
Messenger RNA from Symbiodinium sp. CCMP2456, 3357 nucleotides. Lineage: Eukaryota; Dinophyceae; Suessiales; Symbiodiniaceae. The record is from the annotation of a GenBank genome assembly.